CCUCUUUCCUUUUUUCUGAAUUUCAUGACAGUUCCUGGCUUUCAUUCAUUCAGAAUACAACGACAAGAUCCAUUGUGUAAAACAUUAAUUCCAAUAAACUUUUACUACUUCCCUAAGUUUUACUUCCCUUCACUGUUUCUUAAACAGUAUGUGUUUGCUAGCUGUUGUUAACUAUUUUAGAGGCAGACUUUAUAUCUCGCUCAAUCAUCGAGCUCAUGAUCAGAGUGUGUCCUUUUCCUGAAAUGCUGCCAACCCAAAAAAUUAUUCCAAUUUCUUUGUAUAUGUCUCUAGUUGCUUGCUGAGAUCCCUGUUAUAUUUUCGCCUCUUAAGGAGAAAUAAAGCACUCUUCUAAACCAUAAACUCUCUCUCUCUCUCUCUCUCUCACUCUUGUUCUUUCUAUCUCUAUCUCUUAAAGUUCCAAUGACUGAAGAGGAGUCUGUGAAAAGAAAAGUGAGUCAAGUUGAAGGAGACAUAAAUGAGGCAGAAAAUAUGAGGAAUGGCGGAGUCAAUAAAGGCGCUUGGACUGCAGAAGAAGAUCAAAAACUGGCUGAGGUUAUUGCCAUUCAUGGAGCAAAAAGGUGGAAGUCCAUUGCAGCCAAAGCAGGUCUCAAUCGGUGUGGGAAGAGUUGUAGACUAAGAUGGCUGAAUUAUCUCAGACCUAACAUUAAGAGAGGCAAUAUAUCAGAUCAAGAAGAAGAUUUGAUCCUCAGGCUCCAUAAACUUCUUGGAAACAGGUGGUCUUUGAUUGCUGGGAGACUGCCGGGAAGAACCGAUAACGAGAUAAAGAACUAUUGGAAUUCUCAUUUGAGCAAGAAACUGAACCUACAGAGUGAAAAAGAAAGCGACAUUCUCAAAAGAAAAGUGUGUAAAAGAAAAGUAGACACAGGGUCAAGAGAAGAGGAAACAUCCCAAGAAUGUGAAAAUAGCACGAACUUGGAGUAUGAUGUUGAUAACUUGUUUGAUUUUUCCAAUGAGGGGCCUGAUUUGGAGUGGAUGAGUAAAUUCCUGUAAUUGGGUAUCAUAAGCAGCAACUAUAAGCUUAGGUUGUAUGCAAAUCAUCAGUGAUUUAUCUAAAUUUCUAUCGUUUCCCUCA
Molecule: messenger RNA, 1093 nt
Organism: Cucurbita pepo subsp. pepo (vegetable marrow)
Lineage: Eukaryota; Viridiplantae; Streptophyta; Magnoliopsida; Cucurbitales; Cucurbitaceae
Product: transcription factor MYB114
Biological process (GO): regulation of DNA-templated transcription; cell differentiation
Cellular component (GO): nucleus
Molecular function (GO): transcription cis-regulatory region binding
Source: RefSeq, a predicted model, not a curated record